This is a messenger RNA of Acyrthosiphon pisum (pea aphid), 702 nucleotides long. RefSeq lists its product as uncharacterized. The record is from RefSeq and is a predicted model, not a curated record. Bases 102 to 488 code for a protein of 128 amino acids. The transcript is spliced from 3 exons. Lineage: Eukaryota; Metazoa; Arthropoda; Insecta; Hemiptera; Aphididae.
CUUGAAAGAAAUAUAGAAGUAAAAUGGUAAAAUAUUCAGUACCAUAUAAACUUUCUGAUUAACUUGAUAUUUAAAAAGUUUUGAGUAGUAACUGAGUGACAAUGAAAUAUAUAAUCACAUUUUUGUUGGUAACUGGCACUACUUUUCAAAUUGUGCAAUCAGAUGAUCAAUUUCAAAACACUGAUGUAUGGAUUUAUCCAGGAGUUAAAGAACAAAUUAUGUGGCUUAAAGAUAUUGCCGUUGGUACAACUAGUGAUAUUAUGAAAUAUGAUAUUAUGAAUCUCCCAUCCAACAUGAAAGACAAAAUAGUAAGUGUAUUUACUCAUAAACCGUCUGUGCCAAAUACGGAAAUGGUAGAUGGUAAAGUGUCAAAGGUAAAGAUAGUAACAACGACAGUAACAACAGAUAACGGAGAAGUACCAACCAGUAUCAUACCAACAGAUUCAAAAACAGUAAUCACGACUAAAGAAACAGAAACAGAAAUAUAAUAAUAGAAUGAUAAUACAUUUAUCAAUUGUUUAAAGUUUUUAUAUUUAUAAUCAUUUAAUUUAAAAAUAGAUUAAGACAAUUGAUUAUAAUUUUUAAGCACCUAUUAAUAUAAUGACACUUAAAAUAAGUUAAUACUUAAGUUCAUAAACUGAAAAUAUAACUUGUCUGAUUGCACAAUUUAAAUUAUUAUCUAUAAAUUUUAACUAAAUUUCA